This is a messenger RNA of Hordeum vulgare subsp. vulgare (domesticated barley), 911 nucleotides long. RefSeq names its product protein yippee-like At4g27745. NCBI's taxonomy places the organism in Eukaryota, Viridiplantae, Streptophyta, Magnoliopsida, Poales, Poaceae. The transcript is spliced from 3 exons. The record is from RefSeq and is a predicted model, not a curated record. Bases 324 to 644 code for a protein of 106 amino acids.
UAGGAAAAAGAAAAAGAAAGGAAAAGAAAAAGUCUGUGUUCUCCUUUCCCCCAAAUCGAUCGACGGACGGAAGAAACUCCCAUGGCGAUUUGGUCCUCCUAGCAAGCAAGCAAGCAGGUAGCUCUUCCUCCCGAUUCCCCUUCCUUCCUUCCUUCCUUCUCGUCCGCCCGGCCGGCCGCCUGCUACAUCGACGGAGCCUUUCUUCCACCGCCGGCCGCCGCAUCAUCUAAUCUGCCGCCGCCGAGUGCCCAAGGAACAGGAAGCACCGGGGCUCUUGGUCGGUCAGGGUCAGGGAGCAACCAAGGAGAUAUAUAGAUAGAUAGAUGGCGGAAUUGGUCGGACCGCGGGUGUACAGCUGCUCCCACUGCCGGAACCACGUCUGCCUCCACGACGAUAUCAUCUCCAAGGCCUUCCAGGGGAGGAAUGGCCGUGCGUUUCUCUUCUCCCACGCCAUGAACGUUACCACGGGGGCCAAGGAGGACCGGCAGCUCAUGACGGGGCUUCACACCGUCGCCGACAUCCAUUGCCGUGACUGCCGUGAGGUGCUCGGAUGGAAGUACGAGCGAGCCUACGAGGAGUCCCAGAAGUACAAGGAGGGCAAGUUCAUAUUUGAAAAGGCCAAGAUCGUGCAGGAGAAUUGGUAGCAAAUAAUUGGAAGAAAGAUUCAACCAAUCCAAGAUCGUGCCAGACAGAAUGCUCUCUUUAUGAUGGAUCCUCCAUGCCUUUGUACAUAGCAGCAGUCCGUUUUCUUCUUUUCAAAACUAGCAGUCUGUUGGUCUUAUUUCCAUGCCAUUUGCAAUUUCUUCUUUGAAAUGGUUUGUGAUUUGUUGUGUGGAGAGACAGAAUUAUCAUGUUCAUUUGUGUUGGAACCAUUUUCUCAUUGAUCAUAGAUAAGAUCGAAGGUUUGAUAA